Heterocephalus glaber (naked mole-rat) is the source of this 874-nucleotide messenger RNA. It is a transcript of the gene Atp6v0e1, whose product is annotated as ATPase H+ transporting V0 subunit e1. Gene Ontology annotation, molecular function: proton-transporting ATPase activity, rotational mechanism. Gene Ontology annotation, biological process: proton transmembrane transport. Lineage: Eukaryota; Metazoa; Chordata; Mammalia; Rodentia; Bathyergidae. Gene Ontology annotation, cellular component: proton-transporting V-type ATPase, V0 domain. The record is from RefSeq and is a predicted model, not a curated record.
UUUGCGCGCGCCGGUCACGAGUCCCGGCGUUGACACUUCCGGGUGGGACCUAAGUGAGGCUUCUGGGCAGGGGCUGGCAGCUCCGGCGGCGGUCAUGGCGUAUCACGGCCUCACGGUGCCUUUGAUCGUGAUGAGCGUGUUCUGGGGCUUUGUCGGCUUCGUCGUGCCCUGGUUCAUUCCUAAAGGUCCCAACCGGGGAGUUAUCAUCACCAUGUUGGUGACCUGUUCAAUUUGCUGCUAUCUCUUUUGGUUGAUUGCAAUUCUGGCCCAACUCAACCCUCUCUUUGGACCACAGUUAAAAAAUGAAACCAUCUGGUAUCUGAAGUAUCAUUGGCCUUGAGGAAGAAGACAUACUCCACAGUGCCCAGUCAUUGAGGUCACGAAGAAAAUUUCUUCUAGAUCCAAAAGCACCUCUGAACCCAGACCGCCUUCUUUGACUUGCCUAUUUUGGGCAUCAGCUGCCUUCAACUAAGUUCACACCAUCUUUGAAGAUCUUUUCCUACAAUGCAGUAAUUUUUCCUUCAUCGUUUUUUACACUUUGAUGAAAGAUGGGCCUACUUAACCUAAGCUGUGCUAACUCUACAAAAUGUACAUGCACUCCUCUGAGGGAGAAGGUGCUGUUUUUCUGAGAACUCUGUUACUCUUGCCUUGGCAUCUGUGGAUUUGAAGAUAGCUCCUCCCAGCUCACAACAUAGGAAUCAGCAGUGUGUUGAGAAACUGCCGCAAGACAAAUAAGACUCCAGUGGGGCAGUCAGUUGGAGAUUGUGCUCAGAAAGAUCUGUCCCAGCAGAUUUACACCAAGCUAUAUUUUCAGGAUGAAUUUCUUACAUCUGCCAUCAUUUGGAAUAAAAUAUUUUUCUGCUUUCUAUGGAAA